Messenger RNA from Lagopus muta (rock ptarmigan), 9321 nucleotides. It is a transcript of the gene PDE5A, whose product is annotated as phosphodiesterase 5A. The record is from RefSeq and is a predicted model, not a curated record. The transcript has 21 exons. NCBI's taxonomy places the organism in Eukaryota, Metazoa, Chordata, Aves, Galliformes, Phasianidae. Gene Ontology annotation, biological process: signal transduction. Bases 1899 to 4469 code for a protein of 856 amino acids. Gene Ontology annotation, molecular function: 3',5'-cyclic-GMP phosphodiesterase activity; protein binding.
GUCAGUUCUGGAUUUCCCCUCUAGAUCAACUGUGAUAAUUCUGCAAUAGUUUUUGGGGACAGGAUGUGCAGGACUGUGAUCACUAUCCUAUACGAGAUCAUUCAGGGAAAAGCUUUCUGAUAUUUAUGAAGUCUGUAUUUGAUAACUGUAUAUUUUAUAUUUCUCUUGUAUUUCUUAAGCAUUCUAACAUAAUGUUGUUCUCUGAAAGCUUUGCCCAGCUCAGAAAAAAAUAUAUUGCCAUGUCUAAUGUAUCCUCAAGCCCCUUUUCUGAAUGAAACAGUUAAAUACGUAAUCUAUGAGUUACAUGACAAGUUUAUUUUUUUUCUAACAGAUCAUACUUUUCAUGUUUUGACACUAAACACCACGCUCCUUUAUUGCCAUGUUGUCUGCUUCUGUGGUUUACUGCAUUCUGAAUUUCCCCGUUGAAAGAUUCCUCUUUGCUUUGAAUAGUGGCUUGACUUUUGCAGCAUGUCUUAACCAGUUUAUACUUUAUCUUCACACUUUGGUCACCAUGUGCGCUUCUGAGAUUUGUUUUCCAAGUUGAAUUAUAAGGAUAUAAGGUUGAUGUAAACCUUCCCUUUCAGUGUGCCUCAUAUUACACAAAUUACAGCCAGAAGACAGAUGUUACACAAAGACAAAGAAGAAAACAGUUUGCCCCAAGCUCACAGAUAGGUUUUCAGUCGCUUUGCUGUGAAGUUCCUGCUGCAGCCUCUGCUCACACUGCAGAAUUCUACUUCUUCUGCCAGGAGCUGGAGGCAAGGCUCUCGAAGCACUGCAGAGUAUUGCGGAGGUGUGUGGGGCUCUGUACUCCAUCUGAAGUACACUGAGAGGCUUUAAGAGGGGCGCACAAACUCACAGCCUUUCUCAGUUUAUUGUAUCAGACAAUCAUUUCAAAGACCCCAAAGAUUCUUUUCCACAGAAACAUGCUGCUAUUCAUUAUUGAUGUCUUGCUUUCAGAGACACUUUAUGUACAUAGAUGACACAGGAAACAAUAUAUAUUUUGUGUACACUCUUUUGUGAAUGCAGUUGGUAAAUUACUAUGUGUGCACAUGUAUAGCACAGAGUGGAACUGUCAGACAUAAAAGUGAUGCUUGGCAUUAACCCAGGUUUUCAAUGCUGCUUUCCAAUAGUAGAGAAAAAAAAAAAAAAGAAAAAAAAAAAAAAAAGCAGUCGUGAGUCUGGAGCAUCUUCAGAGCUAGGCUGUGUUCAUUCAAGGUCUCAAAUGGAUUUAAAAGCCUCACUGUAGGGUUUUUGGAUGAAAAUCUAAAAGCCAGGGCUUUCCUACUCGUAUUCACGCUGACACCCAACCGUGAAACACUGCGAGGCGGCUUCUAUUUUCCCACUUUUUCAAGCAGGCUUAAGCAGGCCAUAUCUUGAAAGGAGAAAAACUGAAGGGGGGUUCCUUUGCCAGACUCACAGAGAACGACUUACUUUUACAUCUUCGCGCUUUUCCCUUGCCCGCCCGGCCCGCCCGGCCCAUCCGUCCCGCAGCACUCCCGGCGCACACAAACGCCUCCUUCGCCCUCCCCAGCGCCGGGCAUCGCCAGCCCGAGCCGGGGGGCUGCCGCCGGUGCUCUGCGGCCGUUCCGAGCAGAGCCGGGCGGGGCGGGGGCGCGGCAGCCCCCCGGGGCGCUGCGGGAGGUGGAGCCGGCUGCCUGCCACGGCCGGGGAUGCGCUGAGGUGCGGCGGCGGGGCCGGGGCCGAACGCGGGCUUCCUGCCGCCCGAGCCGGGCGAGCACCUGGGAACCGGCUCCCGCAGGCCGGGAGCCCCGGCGGCAGGGAAAGGAAGGGAGGAAGGGCUGGGGAGCCCCUCGCCCCCGGCCCCGCUCACAGGGGAAGCGGCGGCGGCGGCGGCGGCGGCGGCCGGGAGAGGAGGCAGAGCGGCCGCGGAGCGGAGCAUGGAGCGCAGCUGCCACCCCUCGCCUGAGCAGGAAGCGGUGGAAGCGUGGCUGGACGAUCACUGCGACUUCACCCACUCCUACUUUGUCAGGAAAGCCACAAGAGAAAUGGUUAAUGCAUGGUUUGCUGAGAGAGUUCAUACCAUCCCUGUCUGCAAGGAGGGGACCAAGUCUCAGAGUGAAUCCUGUGCUUGUCACCAGCCUGCCUGCCCUGAGACCACCAACUCUGGAACACCUGCAAGGAAAAUCUCUGCUUCAGAAUUUGACAGACCCUUGAGGCCGAUUUUUGUCAAGGACUCGGUAGGAGCAGUAAGCUUCCUCUGUGGCUCUGAAAAGAAGGAACAGAUGCCUCUGCAAUCUCCAAGGACUGGGACCAAUGCAGGGGAUCGGUGCUCAAGGCUUUUAGAACUUGUGAAAGACAUUUCUAGUCAUUUGGAUGUCACAGCACUUUGCCAUAAAAUUUUCCUACAUAUCCAUGAGCUUAUAGCUGCUGAUCGCUAUUCCUUGUUCUUGGUCUGCGAGGAUAGCUCUAACGAGAAGUUUCUUGUAAGCAGGCUGUUUGAUGUGGCUGAAGGUUCCACCCUGGAAGAAGCUUCAAAUAACUGCAUUCGCCUGGAGUGGAACAAGGGCAUCGUGGGCCACGUAGCUGCUACAGGCCAGCCUUUGAACAUCAAGAAUGCAUAUGAGGAUCCAAGAUUCAAUGCAGAAGUUGACCAGAUCACAGGGUAUAAGACUCAGAGUAUUCUCUGUAUGCCAAUAAAGAAUCAUAGGGAAGAGGUUGUUGGCGUGGCUCAAGCAAUUAAUAAGAAAUCUGGAACGGGUGGGACUUUCACGGAACAAGAUGAAAAGGAUUUUGCUGCAUAUUUGGCAUUUUGUGGAAUUGUUCUUCACAAUGCUCAGUUGUAUGAAACAUCUUUGCUUGAAAACAGGCGUAAUCAGGUGCUUCUUGAUCUUGCCAGCCUUAUUUUUGAAGAACAGCAGUCUUUGGAAGUCAUUCUGAAGAAGAUAGCUGCCACUAUAAUAUCCUUCAUGCAGGUGCAGAGGUGUACCAUUUUCAUAGUGGACGAAGAUUGCACUGAUUCAUUUUCUAGUGUGUUUCAUAUGGAAGCUGAGGAAUUAGAAGAUUCAGCAGAAAAUCAGAAGAGGGACUAUGAUACAAACAAAAUCAAUUAUAUGUAUGCUCAGUAUGUGAAGAAUACAAUGGAGCCUCUCAACAUCCCAGAUGUCUGUAAAGACAGAAGAUUUCCCUGGACAACUGACAGUGCAGAAAGUGUAAGUCAACAUAUAAAGAGUUUGCUGUGUACACCAAUAAAAAAUGGGAAAAAGAAUAAGGUGAUAGGGGUUUGCCAGCUUGUGAAUAAGAUUGAAGAAAACUCAGGCAAGAUCAAGGCUUUCAACAGAAAUGAUGAGCAGUUUCUGGAAGCAUUUGUCAUCUUUUGUGGCUUGGGGAUUCAGAAUACACAGAUGUAUGAAGCUGUAGAAAGAGCAAUGGCCAAACAGAUGGUGACAUUAGAGGUUCUCUCAUACCAUGCUUCUGCUGCUGAGGAGGAAACAAGGGAGCUGCAGGUAACAGCGGCUGCUGUAGUACCGUCUGCACAAUCUCUCAACCUGACUGACUUCAACUUCAGUGAUUUUGAGCUAUCAGAUUUUGAAACAACACUGUGUACAAUUCGAAUGUUCACAGACCUCAACUUGGUGCAGAAUUUCCAAAUGAAACAUGAGGUUCUCUGCAGAUGGAUUUUAAGCGUGAAGAAAAAUUAUCGGAAAAACGUUGCUUAUCACAAUUGGAGACAUGCCUUUAAUACAGCACAGUGCAUGUUUGCUGCUUUAAAAUCUGGUAAAAUUCAGAGCAAACUGACUGACUUGGAAACACUGGCUUUGCUGAUAGCAACUCUAAGCCAUGAUUUGGAUCACAGGGGAGUGAACAAUUCUUACAUACAAAGAAGUGAACAUCCACUGGCUCAACUGUACUGCCACUCCAUCAUGGAGCAUCACCAUUUUGAUCAGUGCCUGAUGAUUCUGAAUAGUCCAGGAAAUCAGAUUCUCAGCAGCCUUUCCAUUGAAGAAUACAAGGCAACACUGAAAAUGAUAAAACAAGCCAUCCUUGCAACAGACCUAGCACUAUACAUAAAGAGGAGAGGAGAAUUUUUUGAACUUCUAAGGAAAAAGCAGUUUAAUUGGGAAGAUCCUAUGCAGAAGGAGCUAUUUUUAGCAAUGCUGAUGACUGCUUGUGAUUUAUCAGCUAUAACCAAACCAUGGCCAGUUCAGCAACGGAUUGCUGAGCUUGUAGCUACUGAGUUCUUUGAUCAGGGAGAUAAAGAGCGGAAGGAACUCAACAUAGAACCAACAGAUCUAAUGAACAGAGAGAAGAAAAACAAAAUUCCAAGCAUGCAGGUUGGAUUCAUUGAUGCUGUUUGCUUGCAGCUGUAUGAGGCCCUAACACAUGUAUCAGAGGCCUGCUACCCUUUACUGGAUGGCUGUAGAAAAAAUAGGCAGAAAUGGCAAUCCUUAGCUGAACAACAAGAGAAGAAUCUGAUUAACGGAGAAAGCAAUCAAGCCAAACGGAACUGAGAUGCCGAUUUAAAAACCACAAGCUUAAGUUCACAUAGAAGACGUAGUAAUAGGGAAGUACUGCAUUCUACUAAACACUGUAUGGAUUUGGAUUCUGUUUUUGCCACUGCUGUAUUAUUUUUCCACAUUUCAAUAUAUAGCAUGACGGUGUAUAUGCCAAGACCAUAUAAUUCUUCUAUUACAUCUAAUGAGAUGGAAAAAGAUCUGCAGUUAGUUUACACUAACAUACUCCAUAGAAGGUAUGAGUGCAGUUUACUCGAGUGUCCCUGAGAGCCUAAUUACUUCAUAGAUGUACAUAUAGUUGUUCAGUGAUUAUGUUGUGGCCAGUAUCUUAAAGACUACUGCAUUUCGCACCUUUUUGCCUCUUUCAGUCUUGCUGUGUUAGGCUGUAAAAGAAAUGCACAGUCUUGCCUGUUAUCUUCCCAGAGGUUCAGAAGAAAAACUGGGACUAAUGCUGGCAAGCCUGAUCCAGCAUCCACUAUACCAACCUCUUCCAGAAAACAGAACUGGGCUUUGAAGUGGAGAAGCCCCAGAAUUUUGUACCCAGUAGCCUUUUCAUAUUAUAAGAAUGUCUUAGCAAUGUGUUACAUUUUAAAAAAACCCUGUGAGUUACGAGGCAAUGGGGGGCUUAGGAGUUUCGUGGUACAGGUGUCAUAAUUAUCCACAGAUAAUGGGAAUUGCUUGAAGACUGAUGAAAUACAUCACAACAUAGCUGACAGGCUGCGUGCCUUGGAAGAAUGACCGCAAGAAGCAGAGAAAUUGAAACUAAACAAGAUAUUUCUGUAUGCUCAUUUUAACUUCAUUUUGAAGUUGAAUUUAACAUUGUCAUAACAAAUAAACUGAAUCGCAGGCGGGAAAGGAGAAGAAAUGUGACUGCAAGAGCAAGAGAUGAAAAUCCAAAUCGGAAUGAUGCAGGAAUGGCAUGCUUCCAGUAACCAUCAGUGGCCGGUGCUAUUAAUGACCAUCAAUAGGCCAGUGUUGUUAUGAAAUGGCUAUGACCACUUUGAAGUAUUAUGUUAACAUAUUUUUAAAAAUAUUUUUAGCACUCAUUAGCGUUAAAAAUUAUCUAUCACUAUGUCUUAAAGGAAUAUGAAAAAAGAAUACCAAAAGCAAAAAUAGCCCAGGAUGCUACAGGGAUUUACUGUUUGUGCAUAAGGGUCAACAUUCAGCAAACUGAGAAUCAAUUAGCUUGCACUAGGAAAAGAAGGCAUUGAUAUUUCAUUCAAACAAAGAUGAUUAAUAAAAGUGAUUUUGAACUCAUCACUGGGAGCCAAUUCAUGAAAAUAUACACAUAAAACAGUCAAAAAAAUAAAGCAGUACAAGGAGAGUACAGUUUCAUUGAGCAGGAUUAAAAAAUUAAUGUCAGCAUUCUUAGACUGGUGAGCAGUAAUUUCAGUUACACAGAGACAGAAAAUGUUGAUUUUCUUUUUUUUUUAAUCUUUAGCAAUGAGGCGGUAGUUAAAAUUAAUAAAAGUAAUACAUUUGGGAUUAGACUUUCAAAUCCAGGAGUUAGUUUGUAUUGCAGUAAUCCAGAAAAUUCUAGUUGAAAACUGCAAUGCAUUUAGUCUUCCCAGGAGAUUAUCAAUCCCACCUGCAGUAGCCAGUCAGAAGGACACUGAAAAGGAGCUCUUUUUGUCAGUCUCUGCAUUUAGAUAACAACAUCAGAAGCUAACAAAAAAUGAAGAAAGUGUUUCAAAAUGUUCCACAGAACUGUUUUUCAUGGUCACUUUUUUUUUCUUUUUUUUAAUGUAGACUAAGGAAUUCUGACAGUUUGCAGCAUUUCUGCCAACAUCUAUCAUUUGUUACUGAUUAAAUCCUAUCUCAAAUUUCUCUUAUGACUACCAGUAAUAAUUUAUUGCAGCUGAAUGUGAAAGUAUUUUUUCUAUAAAAGUAUUUCUCCUAUGAGGUAUUUUUUUUUCCCCAGGUUUUCAGAAACAACAAAAAAAAAGUAUGGAAUUCAACAAUAAUUAAGGUUUCUAGAGCUAUUUUGAAUUUGUAUCUACACAUGUAUAUUUAUAUGCAUACAUGGCACAUAUGUAUAUGUGCAACAGAUCAUGGCUCUGCACAAAAACUACAGCAGCCUGCCCUUCCCAACCUUCCAGCUCAAAAAGGAAAAAAACCAAAGCUUUUAGGUACUUUUUGAUAAAUAGGAAUUCUGCUUCAUGAUUUGCAUAGUACUCGUAUAUUCUUUUCCUUGAAUGUCUGAGAUACUAAAAUGUGUCAACUAUAAAGUACAUAUUUAAUAUAAAUAUGAACAAAAUGUAUGUAUAUAAAGGUGUAUUCUUGUUGGUAUGGUUGAGACUAGCAAUUCAUGGAGACAGCACAACUGUGGUGAUAUUACAGUGUAGUAACCAAUCAUUUACAUUAAGAUUCCAGUAACUAUACUUCUCUGCUAUAUUGUGUGUUCAACAAAACUUUACUAUGACAUUAACUUAUAAAUAUUAGAAAAGAUUGCUGGAUUCUUACCUUGGACUUGAAAAAACAUGCAUGACAAUCUGCAGUUCUUCAAAGGUUCACUUAAAAUGAACAAAGCUAUACAGUAUGUGCGUACAUGUAAUUACAUAUUUGUACACAUUUAUCAUACCAAAUCUCUUCCACUACCAAGAUUCAACUACAGAAAUAUAGUUCCUAGUGAUUAAACUAUUUAAAUGUCACAAUAUGUCUGUAUCUGUAUAUAUUUCUACCAAGAAAAAAAAAAAAAAAGCCAUUAAACUACUGGUUUAAGAAUUUUAAAAGCAUAUUUUGCUCUUGUUUCAUGAAAAAUCAGACAUCUGUGUGAAGGCAAAGGGUGCCAGUUUUGUUUCAUAGCUCUGUGUGUAUUGUUUGAAGAAAAUUUUUCUUUUAUUUCAUAAUGUAGGUAGAUGAAAAUAUGAGAAAGAAAAAAAAUAAAACAGGCUGUUUCUUACUUAAAUUCAUUGCCUUCCGGAAUUUGACAUUUUCAUACUCAGCCAUUCCAUACUUUACAGCCAUGCUGCUAUUAAGUUACAUGUAUCUAAUAAUUUUAGUCAGGUCUCAACCAUUUACUGCUCUAUCUUAAAUCAUCUAGCUAAGGAAAUCAAGAGGAAGAUGCAAGAUGCAAGCAGAAACUGAGUGCAUCACUUUGUCAAUUCAGUUUUAGGUCUGUUAAAGCCAAUGUGAAAUUUGGUAUUUAAGUUCCUAGGUACAAAAGUUGUUCCAUUAGUUUUUAGUACUUGUCUCAAUAGGAACAUCUAACACUCGUUCUCAGAUAUACACAUUUUCUUUUGAAGUCACUUCACAGCACAGUUUAAUGCUUUAUGUACAGUUCUCUUUCUGGUUUUGUCCCCUUUCUGAAAAAAAUAACUUGUCAUGCUUGUUAAUGUAUACAGAAUUACUCAUUAACCCUAGCUCUUCUAUAAAAAACAAGGCUCUUACACUGUAGGUAGUACUUUUCCAAGAAGUUAUCCACACACCCAAUAUUAGCUGUAGAAUAUAGGUAUGUAGGUUUUCUUUAAUCUCAAUAAGAAAGGAGAGAAAAGUAAUCUUGAUUUUAGCAAUUGUAUUGAUUUUUAAUUAGUAGCAGUUUAAAUCAUUCUCAGAUGUGCACAGAAUGCAAGCACAAGCAGACUAGUGAUAGAAGUGAGUAAUCUAUUCCAUCAAUGACAGCUGAUCUCUCUUCACAAGAGAGGGCUGAAGCCUGAUAGAGGCAUCAUCUUCCGCCAGCUGGGUGCAUGUAAAGGUAAGUUUUCAAACUCCAGUCCAAUGCAUUUUAAUCUGGUAGUGCUGUGAACUGAUGCUUCAAAACUGAUUCUUGUGUGUGUUUUUCAAAACUGCUGGGUAACUGAUUGUGCAGUCCAUUAGAGGGAAAAAGUACAAAAAGCCAGACUUAGCCCCUCAAUUAAAAUUUGGGAAUGCUCCCGGAAGGAUCUGGUUGAUGCCCCUUGCAGGUAAGCCUGAGAAAAUAGAGUGUUGAUGGAAAAAGUGCCUCAAUCAUAAUAAAUUCAGAAAUGUUUAAAGGUUUUAGAGAUGUAACCUUUCAGGUGAUUUUUUUUUUACAUUAGCUUUAGCUAAAAGUCUUGUCUCUGCAAUGCUGUAGGUUGUUCUUCAUGCCAAAUCACAUGCAGUCUACAUUCUACAAGGUUUCAGCUUUAUUUCUUAGUCCUCUGCUCUGCCUCUUCAUGGACUUGCACUAAUUUGAGAGAGAAGCUCGAACACUGGAGCUUGAAUAAAAACCUAAGUUUACCCUGAGGAUAAGAAAUAGCGAGGGCUGGACUAUAUGGACUUUCAUAGGAACAAGAAACAUCAGAGAAUCUGGCCUGGCAACUGCUAACUCUUUCUAAAUAUGACAACUUGCGACUUCAAGAUCUUUUAUUUUUGUCAUUGCAAGAUAUGAAAAUUGCAUGGGAAAUUUUAUUUUCCACACAGAGAAGUCUGUUUCCAUAGAGAAACUCGUAUCUAAGUACCACUGUGUGUAAAUGUAUAUUUAUGUGAUAAUGCUAGAUAAUACUUUCCACUAACUUUCACUGCGUGAGCUUGUCAUGCUAGUUCCUAAGGUACGCUCAGAUUCCCAUUUAAAGUUAAUUACAUGAUUCCUGUUUACCUCAGUGGAAGUUCAAUUGAGCUGUAUAGGAGUGAAGGAAUAGGUCAAAUUCAGCUUUUCUAGCUAUAGACUCAUCCUCAGCAACACCUGCCUCACCUGUUCUUUACUGUAUUCAGCUAUUCCUGCUGAUGCUCAAGGUACCUCACAGAUGUAACUGGUUAGAAUUUGAGCCUUCUAUGUAUUCAUGUGGCAGACACAUGCAUGUGUCUCUUGAAGAAUGUAGUGUGAAAUGCACUGUAAAUAGUUUUAAUAUACAUUUCUAUUAUACUUUAAUAAAAAUCCUAAUCAAAAUCA